AUGCCUCCAGCACAAGCCUCAGACACAGACACAGCCUCAGCCUCCAGCACAAGCCUCAGACACAGACACAGCCUCAGCCUCCAGCACAAUCCUCAGACACAGCCUCAGCCUCCAGCACAAUCCUCAGACACAGCCUCAGCCUCCAGCACAAUCCUCAGACACAGCCUCAGCCUCCAGCACAAUCCUCAGACACAGCCUCAGCCUCCAGCACAAUCCUCAGACACAGCCUCAGCCUCCAGCACAAUCCUCAGACACAGCCUCAGCCUCCAGCACAAUCCUCAGACACAGCCUCAGCCUCCAGCACAAGCCUCAGACACAGCCUCAGCCUCCAGCACAAUCCUCAGACACAGCCUCAGCCUCCAGCACAAUCCUCAGACACAGCCUCAGCCUCCAGCACAAUCCUCAGACACAGCCUCAGCCUCCAGCACAAUCCUCAGACACUGCCUCAGCCUCCAGCACAAUCCUCAGACACAGCCUCAGCCUCCAGCACAAUCCUCAGACACAGCCUCAGCCUCCAGCACAAUCCUCAGACACAGCCUCAGCCUCCAGCACAAUCCUCAGACACAGCCUCAGCCUCCAGCACAAGCCUCAGACACAGCCUCAGCCUCCAGCACAAUCCUCAGACACAGCCUCAGCCUCCAGCACAAUCCUCAGACACAGCCUCAGCCUCCAGCACAAUCCUCAGACACAGCCUCAGCCUCCAGCACAAUCCUCAGACACAGCCUCAGCCUCCAGCACAAUCCUCAGACACAGCCUCAGCCUCCAGCACAAGCCUCAGACACAGCCUCAGCCUCCAGCACAAUCCUCAGACACAGCCUCAGCCUCCAGCACAAUCCUCAGACACAGCCUCAGCCUCCAGCACAAUCCUCAGACACAGCCUCAGCCUCCAGCACAAUCCUCAGACACAGCCUCAGCCUCCAGCACAAUCCUCAGACACAGCCUCAGCCUCCAGCACAAUCCUCAGACACAGACACAGCCUCAGCCUCCAGCACAAUCCUCAGACACAGCCUCAGCCUCCAGCACAAUCCUCAGACACAGCCUCAGCCUCCAGCACAAUCCUCAGACACAGCCUCAGCCUCCAGCACAAUCCUCAGACACAGCCUUAGCCUCCAGCACAAUCCUCAGACACAGCCUCAGCCUCCAGCACAAUCCUCAGACACAGCCUCAGCCUCCAGCACAAUCCUCAGACACAGCCUCAGCCUCCAGCACAAUCCUCAGACACUGCCUCAGCCUCCAGCACAAUCCUCAGACACUGCCUCAGCCUCCAGCACAAUCCUCAGACACAGACACAGCCUCAGCCUCCAGCACAAUCCUCAGACACAGCCUCAGCCUCCAGCACAAUCCUCAGACACAGCCUCAGCCUCCAGCACAAGCCUCAGACACAGACACAGCCUCAGCCUCCAGCACAAGCCUCAGACACAGACACAGCCUCAGCCUCCAGCACAAUCCUCAGACACAGCCUCAGCCUCCAGCACAAUCCUCAGACACAGCCUCAGCCUCCAGCACAAUCCUCAGACACAGCCUCAGCCUCCAGCACAAUCCUCAGACACAGCCUCAGCCUCCAGCACAAUCCUCAGACACAGCCUCAGCCUCCAGCACAAUCCUCAGACACAGCCUCAGCCUCCAGCACAAUCCUCAGACACAGCCUCAGCCUCCAGCACAAGCCUCAGACACAGCCUCAGCCUCCAGCACAAUCCUCAGACACAGCCUCAGCCUCCAGCACAAUCCUCAGACACAGCCUCAGCCUCCAGCACAAUCCUCAGACACAGCCUCAGCCUCCAGCACAAUCCUCAGACACUGCCUCAGCCUCCAGCACAAUCCUCAGACACAGCCUCAGCCUCCAGCACAAUCCUCAGACACAGCCUCAGCCUCCAGCACAAUCCUCAGACACAGCCUCAGCCUCCAGCACAAUCCUCAGACACAGCCUCAGCCUCCAGCACAAGCCUCAGACACAGCCUCAGCCUCCAGCACAAUCCUCAGACACAGCCUCAGCCUCCAGCACAAUCCUCAGACACAGCCUCAGCCUCCAGCACAAUCCUCAGACACAGCCUCAGCCUCCAGCACAAUCCUCAGACACAGCCUCAGCCUCCAGCACAAUCCUCAGACACAGCCUCAGCCUCCAGCACAAGCCUCAGACGCAGCCUCAGCCUCCAGCACAAUCCUCAGACACAGCCUCAGCCUCCAGCACAAUCCUCAGACACAGCCUCAGCCUCCAGCACAAUCCUCAGACACAGCCUCAGCCUCCAGCACAAUCCUCAGACACAGCCUCAGCCUCCAGCACAAUCCUCAGACACAGCCUCAGCCUCCAGCACAAUCCUCAGACACAGACACAGCCUCAGCCUCCAGCACAAUCCUCAGACACAGCCUCAGCCUCCAGCACAAUCCUCAGACACAGCCUCAGCCUCCAGCACAAUCCUCAGACACAGCCUCAGCCUCCAGCACAAUCCUCAGACACAGCCUUAG
Molecule: messenger RNA, 2463 nt
Organism: Bufo gargarizans (Asiatic toad)
Lineage: Eukaryota; Metazoa; Chordata; Amphibia; Anura; Bufonidae
Product: melanoma-associated antigen C1-like
Exons: 1
Coding region: 1-2463 (820 amino acids)
Source: RefSeq, a predicted model, not a curated record